This is a messenger RNA of Phycomyces blakesleeanus NRRL 1555(-), 534 nucleotides long. RefSeq lists its product as hypothetical. Bases 1 to 534 code for a protein of 177 amino acids. The record is from RefSeq and is a predicted model, not a curated record. The transcript is spliced from 2 exons. Lineage: Eukaryota; Fungi; Mucoromycota; Mucoromycetes; Mucorales; Phycomycetaceae.
AUGAGCUGCAAAUCUUGCGGAGGAUGCUUUACUGGCUCAGGAUGCAUUACUACAAAGAAGUCUAGUGAUAAAAUACAACAGACCAACGAACGGUUUUCUGCUCUUUUACAACUUGCAUCAACAUCAAACACAACAACGUCUGAUCAUGAUCAUAUCAUUCCAACCAUAACUGCUGAGCUCGCGAGGAACAAUUACUCAUCUCAGGUGUCCCUCCUGGAAGCACACAGUCAACUAUCUCUCGAGGAUUUUCUAGAGCUUGCUCAAUUAUACUGGUUCUACGAUAUUCGUGGAUUUCUUAUUGCUUGGACAUGGGAAUAUCACAAGGGUAACGCAAUCCAAUGCCUUGAAGCUAUGCGCGACCAAGGCAAUCAAAAGCUGCUUUUAUGGGAUUAUUUGGAUGGUCAGGCUGAAAUUCACGAGACAUUUAAUGGCCUAGAACUAGGCAUGGCAGGUCGAGUUAAAAGAGAUCCAACUAAUAAGUGGUUUGGUAAGAUCGAAAUGCCAACCUCCUUAGGAUUAGCGUUUUGGAUUUGA